ACUGCUUUAGGUGGAUAAAAAUGGCUCAGAGUGUUUCGUCUGCGACACCAACCACCGGUAGCUCGUUUCCACCGAACGCCGCGCUGGCUGCGCCAAGGACCGCGACAGGCAGGAAAACCAACAUCACUUCAAGCGCCGCAACGUCGACCAACCGUUCGUCGGUUGGGGGCACGUCGUCGGCCAGGACAACGUCGGCGUCGCAGCCGCCGGCUCCGGCUGUGCGCGCGCGCGGUGCGAGCGAUGCUCGGGAGACGGAAGGAGGAACGCGACCGGCGCCGGCCUCCAGCCCGGCUCCCAGCAGCCAGGCCUCGUCCGAGUGCGGCGACCUCAACCUGGUGCCCCCGCCCAGGCCCGGACGGCGGGUUAUUCCCCAGCUGCUCAGCCGCCUGCAGGGGUCGAGGCGCCUGGCGAUAGUGCUGUCCGCCGCGCUGGCCGCCGCCCUGCUUACUUUGCCCAUGGUCGCUAUUCUCGUCUCCGGGAAGACGAUCGCGUGGCGCUCGUCGGGUUCCGCCGGCACCGCGCUGUACCUGUGCAACGACUCGGUGUGCCACGCCGAGGCGCACUACUUCGACGACAAGCUCGACUCGGCGGUGUCUCCGUGCGACGACUACUACGCGCACGUGUGCUCGUCUCACUGGCAGCGGCUGCUCGGGGGCGCCGACCUGCGCUCCGCGCCGUACGCCAGCCAGAGCCCCGGCUACGCGUACCUGGCGCUGCACGAGCUGGCCGCCGCCUACGUGGCGCAGGACGCCGACCGGGUUCACCAGAACAGGCACCACUUCGGCCACCAGAUCCUGCUGUUCGUCGCAUCCUGCGCGAAGGAGUCCUCGCGGACGUCGCGCGAGACGGACUCUCUCACGAGCGUGCUGCGGUACCUGGACCUCGAGGGCUGGCCUUUCGACGUGACGCCGAGGGGCCGCAAGAAUGUGGCACACAUCGCGGGCAAAGUGGCCGGCUCGCUGGCCAUCUUCCCGUUCGUCACCGUGGGCCUCGAGCGGCUGGCUUCUCUCCGCGACGACCAGCAGCGCCAACCGCCCAGAGAGAGGCUUCUGGUUGUCCUCGGACAGGCGCAGCUUCUGCUGUCACCCCACGAACACAUGGACGGGAGCCGCGCCAUGGACUGGUACCGGGAGAUCGUGGGCCGCGCGGUCAAGUUCUUCUACACAGGUCGCGAGGAGAACAAGAUCAUCGACGCCAUCGUGGAGCUCGAGGCAGGCCUCGCUCGCUCCAUCGAGAGCCAGCCGUCGCGCAAGCCACCGCUGUUCUUCAGGGUGUCCCUAGGCAGCGUGCCGGGCGGCUCCCGCUGGAACUGGGUGCUGUUCAUGAACGGUGUGCUGAAGGGCAGCGCGGCAGCCGCGGCCAUGCAGCCCGUGGCCGUGCGCUCCAUGCUGUACCUGCAGCGGCUGGCCAGGCUCACGCAGCUCACUCCGACCGCGGUGCUGCUCAACUACGUCGGCUACCGCCUCAUGGUCGCCAUGGCGCCCUUCCUGCCGGGACCCACUGGUGAACACUUGGUUUCCCUGUCGGUGGAGGGCCGCCGCAUCCCCGGCAUGGAGCGGCUGCAGGCGUGCGUACAGUUGGUGGAGAAGGUGUUCGGCGCCGCACUCACCGUCAUGCUGCGCCACGCCACGCCCUUCCUCAGCCAACCGGACACGGCGCGCAAGAUGCUCGGCCUCGCCAACAGCGCCGCCGACGCCAUGGCACACUUCAUCAAGAAGGCUCCGUGGCUGUCGGCGGAGGACGCGAACGCGACGCUGUCGCGGCUGUCGCAGACGUCGCUGUCGCUGGGCGUGCCCCGCGAGCAGCCGGGCGAGACCGAGCUGGGACACCUGUUCGUGGACGUGCCCAUGCUGAACGAGCGCAGCCUGCUUGAGAGCUACUUCCACAUGAAGACCGCCGUGCAGCGUCGCUACUGGUCCGUGCUGCAGCGAGUGCACCGGAACAGCUCUGCAGCUGCCCGCGCUGGAGCCUGGAAUAACGGCGGUGCCGUCGGCUUGCACGACGUCAGCAGCUUCGACCUCGCGUACAAGCACGAUCCGGAGCGCAACAGCGUGCUGCUGCCCUACGGCGUGCUGGGCUUCCUGGCACGCGUGCAGGACGUGCUUCCCAUGCACGUGCCCCGAUUCCUGCCCUACGCCCUGCGGGGACUGUUCGCCGCCGUCGCCGACAUGCAGACCGUGCACGACGAUCGGCCGUCGUGGAGCCGCGCCACGUCGCUGCGGUUCGCGCACCUGUCGUGGUGCUUCCUGCGCCAGUACGGCGAGGUGCUGUCGGCCGAGGCCGGCUCGCCCGCCGGCGGCGUCACCGACGACUUCCUGGCCGAGAUCGUGGAGGACAACGCGGUGCUCGAGCCCCUGUACCGCGUCUACGUCCGCUCGUUCCCGCUGCGCGAGGGGCGGCCGGCGCUGUUCCGCCUGCCCACGCUGCGCGCCCUGUCCACCGACGAGCUGUUCUUCGUCAACUUCGCCCUCGGGCACUGCGACCAGCCGGCGACCGCGGCGCGAAACGGCACCGCCGCCCGCCAGAUCCUUUUCCGAGAGCGGCUGCCGGCCAAGUUCAAGGUGAACGUGCCGCUGAGCAACUCGGAUCACUUUGCUCGCGUCUACGGCUGCAAGAAGGGUUCGCCCAUGAACCCGUUCCGGAGCUGCUCCGUCUGGACCGCCACCGGAUGAUCCACGCACCAUCGGCUGGUCCAUGCACGCGUGCGGUGCGCCUCUUCAGCGCACUGCAGAAUGACGCCGAAUGGCGAUUGCAAUAAUAAACCUGCUCUGCUCCUUUCGUGCACCCACGGGGAGCGAGCUUCCGUUUCUU
This is a messenger RNA of Dermacentor albipictus, 2811 nucleotides long. RefSeq names its product neprilysin-1-like. Gene Ontology annotation, molecular function: metalloendopeptidase activity. Gene Ontology annotation, biological process: protein processing. Lineage: Eukaryota; Metazoa; Arthropoda; Arachnida; Ixodida; Ixodidae. The record is from RefSeq and is a predicted model, not a curated record. Gene Ontology annotation, cellular component: plasma membrane.